AUGCCUCGAAGCGACAAGGCGAAAGUCACAAGUGGCAUUGUGAGACUUGACACCAACGCAAACACUUCGGCGGACAAUGGUGACGACACGUGGUGCACUUGGUGCACGUGUCAUGAUCAAAUCGAUACCUGCAAAUUGGAUCGUCUAGAGCGUUUGCCCACCGGCCCGCACGAAGAGUCGUGGGAUAGUCUUGAGGCUGAGUUGAAUGACCUCACGAAGCACGAGGAGCAGAACGACGCUCUACUGGGCGCCCUGUCGACUACUGCCGAUAACGAUAGCUACAGCCUGGUUGCCGACGGACUUCUGCAUAAGAACAAGACGCGCCAGGAGAUAUUCAAUCUGCUCAUUGCCAAGAGGAAGGCCAGUGCAUCCCAUCCCGAGGCAGAUAGUGGGCUGGCCUGCUCUGUAUCCAAGGGCACGUCAGGUACUGAAAACAAUAUUGGGCGUUCGCCUGGCGUGUGCGGGCACUGCAAUCAGCAAGUUUGCGUCAUUCGAACCGCAAAUUUGACGAAGGACGUGACGGAGAUUGAGGGCAGCGAGCGCGGACAGCAGCUACAACGCAGAAUAUAUGACAAGCUUAGCUAG
This is a messenger RNA of Purpureocillium lilacinum, 585 nucleotides long. The record is from RefSeq and is a predicted model, not a curated record. Lineage: Eukaryota; Fungi; Ascomycota; Sordariomycetes; Hypocreales; Ophiocordycipitaceae.